Pyricularia oryzae 70-15 is the source of this 593-nucleotide messenger RNA. RefSeq lists its product as uncharacterized. The record is from RefSeq and is a predicted model, not a curated record. NCBI's taxonomy places the organism in Eukaryota, Fungi, Ascomycota, Sordariomycetes, Magnaporthales, Pyriculariaceae. Gene Ontology annotation, cellular component: mitochondrion. The transcript has 2 exons. The coding region runs from base 97 to 339 and encodes 80 amino acids.
UACGGUAUAACAGCAAAAAAAAAAAAAAAAACGGCCAGCUUUGCGCCGUUGAAACUCAUCGCUCCAAGUUUUAAGGGACAGAUAAACGACUGAAAUAUGCAUCCGCAUCUACACAGAGUGGACAAUGCCGGGUGCGAGGAGAUCGUACAGGCCUUCGAGGAAUGCCAUGCUCGGGGUUUCCUGUGGAAAUCGAUGGGCAUGUGUAACGAUCUAAAGAGGUCCCUCACUGAAUGUCUCAAGGCAGAGAGAGCGAAACAUCAACUCGAGAACCGCAACAAUACCAACGACAAGAUGAGGCAGGUCAGGGCAAAGUGGAAGGAGAUUGACGAGAAUUCUUGACGGUUUACGAACGAACAAUCCCAAACAGCUGGUCGGAACGUUACAAACGACACCCAAGUCAACGGUCUUGGAUGGGGACUACCAAGACGGAUGAAAACAGCCAGACAAGGGGACGUCAUUCUGUAAUUUUACAUGUGUAUUAUACGCUGAUGCGAGAAUGUCCCCGAUCUUCGCCAUGAACCCACGAAAUCAGCCCAAAUUAUGAAGAGAAAAACCCUUUGCGUCCCCUCUGCCCGCUAGAUCUUCCUCACCCA